UGACCUCACCAGCUCUGCCUGCAGAUCGGCUAGGAAGGGAGAAGGAGGGGAGGCAGAGUUUGCGGAGCCCCAACACCAGGCACCGGAAUCAAAAGGGGGAACACGGGCAGCUCCGGGGUGACCAUAGCCAGUCAGUGUGUGCUGCAGGGGACAUUGCCCCCCAGCCUGUCCUUUGUGUCCCUGCGGCCGUGUCCCAGGCUCCGCUCCCAGUCACCCGCUCCAUGGCCAGCAGCAGCGGCAGCGCUCUGACCGGGCGUCUCCCGGGGGCCCGGGGAGCCAACCCUCGCAAGGGCCGCAUCCUGGGAUUAUUCGAUGCCAUCCAGGACGCGGUGGGACCCCCGAAACAGGCGGCGGCCGAUAAGAGGACGGUGGAGAAGACCUGGAAACUGAUGGACAAAGUGGUAAGAUUAUGCCAAAACCCGAAGCUUCAGCUGAAGAACAGCCCUCCAUAUAUCCUUGAUAUUUUGCCCGACACAUAUCAACAUUUACGACUUGUACUGAGCAAGUAUGAUGAAAACCAAAAGCUUGUGCAGCUCAGUGAGAAUGAGUAUUUUAAAAUAUACAUAGACAGCUUAAUGAAGAAAUCAAAGCGAGCAAUCAGACUCUUCAAGGAAGGGAAAGAGCGAAUGUAUGAGGAGCAGUCUCAGGAAAGACGUAAUCUUACCAAGCUGUCCCUGAUAUUUAGCCAUAUGCUGGCAGAGAUCAAGGCAAUCUUUCCUAAUGGUCAGUUUCAAGGAGAUACUUUCCGGAUUACUAAAGCAGAUGCUGCAGAGUUCUGGAGAAAGUUUUUUGGGGAGAAGACUAUUGUUCCAUGGAAAGUGUUUAGACAGUGCCUUCACGAAGUUCAUCAGAUCAGUACUGGUUUGGAAGCAAUGGCUCUAAAAUCCACAAUAGACUUGACUUGCAAUGAUUAUAUUUCAGUUUUUGAGUUUGAUAUUUUUACUAGACUAUUUCAGCCAUGGAGCUCCAUAUUAAGGAACUGGAACUUCUUAGCAGUAACCCAUCCUGGAUAUAUGGCUUUCCUUACAUAUGAUGAAGUUAAAGCAAGAUUGCAGAAAUAUAGCACUAAACCAGGAAGUUACAUUUUUAGAUUGAGUUGCACAAGACUUGGCCAGUGGGCAAUUGGCUAUGUGACGGGCGAUGGAAAUAUCUUGCAGACGAUACCUCAUAAUAAGCCUUUGUUUCAAGCUUUGAUUGAUGGCAGUCGAGAAGGAUUUUAUCUUUACCCAGAUGGACGAAGUUAUAAUCCAGAUUUAACUGGGUUAUGUGAACCAAUGCCUCAUGAUCAUAUUAAAGUUACCCAGGAACAGUAUGAAUUAUAUUGUGAAAUGGGAUCUACCUUCCAGCUUUGUAAAAUCUGUGCUGAAAAUGAUAAGGAUGUUAAGAUUGAACCUUGUGGACAUUUAAUGUGUACAUCGUGCUUAACGUCAUGGCAGGAGUCUGAUGGUCAAGGUUGUCCUUUCUGUCGUUGUGAAAUAAAAGGUACAGAGCCUAUAAUCGUUGAUCCAUUUGACCCCCGAGAUGAAAACAAAUGCAUUAUGGAUAGUUUAAAUUCCUGUAUGUUGGAUUUUGAUGAUGACGACGAACGAGAAGAAUGCUUAAUGAUGACUCGGUUAGCCUCUGUCAGAAAGUUAAAUGACCGUCAGAAUUCACCGGUAACAUCUCCAGGAUCAUCCCCUCUUGCACCAAGAAAAAAGACUUCUCCAGAUCCAUUGCAAAUACCCCAUCUUAACCUGCCACCUGUGCCUCCUCGAUGGGAUCUAAUUCAGAAAGCUCGAUCUCCAUGUGCCAGUCCUACAGGGUCACCUAAGUCUUCUCCAUGUAUGGUUCGAAAGCAAGAUAAACCCCUUCCAGCACCACCACCUCCUUCCAGGGAGCCUCCACCACCUCCAGAAAGACCCCAUAUAGCAUCUGACACCAGAACUUGUAGACAUGGGCAUCUUUCAGAAAAUGCGCCUUGUAGAGACCAGCCUAUGCCUCUGGAAGCAUGGUGUUCAAGAGACAUUUCUGGUGCUAAUCAUUUAGCUACAUGUCGUAUAACACACGAUGGUUCUCCUAAACUUGGGAAAACUGCUGGUUCUGUUUUAAAUGGAAGACAUGGUCGUAUGAGUUCCGAUGCCAGAAUUGUGCACAAAAAUCAUAAACAUCAUGAUUUGCCUUUAGAAAGUGUAAGGGUCUUAUCUAAUGUUCUAAUGGAAGAAUAUGAUGUGCCUCCUCGACUUUCUCCACCUUUGCCAACCAUCUCUGUCCACCCUAGUAUGAAGUGUCCUUUAUUACUAAAUUCUUUGUCAUAUAAAUCGAGAAAUUCCAUAGAGGACGAUGAAGGUGAAUACAAAAUCCCUUCCUCUCAUCCAGUAUCUGCACGCCCACUUCAGAUUCACUGUCAAAUUGUCAAACCUUUUUCUGGUCUGUGCGAGAAUGGACAAUGUUUGACCAAUGGUACGCACAAUGGAAUAUCUGAGAAAAAAAACCUAAAACCUCCAGACAGUGGUGACGCCUUCGCUACAAGUUCACUACCAGUUCCUUUACCUCCUGCACGGCCUUCAUCUAGAGAAAACCAGCCACAUGUUUCUUCUCUCAUCAGGACACCCUCCGGUUAUGAUCUUCUGGUACCCCAUCCAGGUGAUGAACCUUUUGACAGUUCCCCCCCUUCACAGCCCCCUCCUCCACCACCUCCUCCUGCACGAUCCUGCAUCACUGAGCACACAAAGCCCAUUACUUCUGGAAGCAGACCAAGCUCGUGUGUAGAUUUUCUUCCUUCUUCAGAUCAUUGUUUAGAAGUUCCUUUACCACCAACGCGAAGGGUAGCAAGUGAGGUAAAACUAAACAGGCUUUCUCAAGAGUAUGACCAGCUCCCAUCGUGCUCAGACUGCUCCCAGGCACCAGCAAGGCCACCCAAGCCUCUUCCCCGCAGGACAGCACCUGAAAUACACCACAGGAGGCCAUAUAGUGCUGAUGGUUCAGAGAAUGUAGAUGCUAAAAUCGCUAAACUAAUGGGCGAAGGUUUCUCAUUUGAAGAAGUUAAAAGGGCUCUUGAAAUCGCCGAAAAUAAUGUAGAUGUUGCCCGCAGUAUACUGAGGGAAUUUGCCUGCUGUCCACCCCCUGUGUGCCCACGUCUAAAUCUAUAAAACAUGACAUAUACGUUACAAUUUUCAUCAGAAGCAAAGCAGAGUGGAUUUUUAUUAUUUUUUUGUCUUAAAUUAAAACAGUCAUUCCUGCGUCAAAAAAUACUGCUACGCUUCCGAGCUCUG
This is a messenger RNA of Pelobates fuscus (common spadefoot toad), 3251 nucleotides long. RefSeq names its product Cbl proto-oncogene B (gene CBLB). The coding region runs from base 222 to 3128 and encodes 968 amino acids. The transcript has 18 exons. Gene Ontology annotation, biological process: cell surface receptor signaling pathway; negative regulation of epidermal growth factor-activated receptor activity. The record is from RefSeq and is a predicted model, not a curated record. NCBI's taxonomy places the organism in Eukaryota, Metazoa, Chordata, Amphibia, Anura, Pelobatidae. Gene Ontology annotation, cellular component: membrane raft; plasma membrane. Gene Ontology annotation, molecular function: receptor tyrosine kinase binding; calcium ion binding; ubiquitin protein ligase activity.